GCCAAACUUUCAGCUCUAGUGAAAAAGUAUGGAACUACUCUUGUGUAAAACGUGUAAAACUAUUAAUAUUUUCGUAACUGGACAAUAUAUUUCACUGUGUAUACGCAAAACCAAAACCCAGCAAGGCUACAAUUGAUAAACGAUCUUUUCGAAACGGAACGGAUGACACAUAUACGUAACAUUUCACAACAUAGAUGCAUGAUUUCAUUCCAUAUUCCAUUUGUUCAUCGAGUAAUCAUGGAUAAAUCUGCUUCAAAUUAAAGUUGGCUUUAUACAAUGCCACCCAAAACAAAACACAAGAAAAUGGCCUUUCAAAAGGAAUUCCACACGCAGACUUGUGUUUUGAAGAAUAGAUGUCGAAAUUUCACACCCUUAUGGGAACGCUGCUUGACUAUUUCCUCCUCUUUGUUCUUCGAAUGAUUGGCAACAUGAGCUCUAUCGAACACUAUCGAUGCGCCCCGUCGCGCCAGCAUCAGCCAGGAUCAUUGUGGACACCUGACAAUAUGCAGGAAUCAGAGCCAGCACCUUCGCUUGAGCAGCGAACGGGUGCGGAGAACCUACUCAUGGACUCUCUGGAGCCACAACCUUUGGCCAACAUGUUAAACUCGCUGCAACUAAUGGCUAUUAAUGUUGUCAACCACAUGCAAACGGCCUUGAAGAAACGUGUGACGUCGAAGGCGCCACCAAACGCUGCAAUGCCAGGACUCGACGCGUUUCAUCAAUGCGAACCGUCGUCUUCAUGCUACUUUUUUAUCGAUCUGCGAAACACUACAAGCCGCUUCAUGGACUCUCACGAUGAGUUUAGCAAUAACUCUAGUCAUAUAGCUAACGACAAGAACAAUAAUGCGGAUGACACGGCUGAUUCACCUGCUAAGAAGUCUAUGCAUCGGCAGCGGAGUAUUUCGGAAUGCAGCGAUAACAGUUUUGAUAUUUGCUUCGAAGACGAUGACGAGAGUAGCGUGCAGCCGCACACAGCAUGCAGCGAGGAUGAUGACGAUGAUGACUACGAAGAGUCCGACGUGUGUGAAUGCAGCAACGACAGCGCGACAACCAACAAAAAGGUGCGCUUCAACCUGAAACCCGAAGUACAUGUCAUGCUCGUCUGGAACUUUGCUUAUCGAGCAGCGCGGAGGAGCGAGUGGCAAGUUAUGGCUCGUGAUCGUUUCAGAUUUCAGCAGCGGAUACAUCGUGUUGCUCCAAUUCUAAAUCCCAUCCUGACUCCAAAUCACAGAGAACAAGUCUACAAGGCUCGAUUCCUCAAUGUAGAAUAAUUCGUUUUAUAUUUUGUAUUCAUACCUGAAUUAAUAUUUGAUGUACAUACAUAUUACAAUUUGGCACGAUUGCGAUUACAUUUAUUAAGCACACUGUUUGAGUAUAGAGUAAUCGAUGUAACCGCUGAGUUUGUGAUUGACCUUUUCCAAGCCAAAUAAUAUUCAACCUGUAAUGGCUAGCACGUCAAACGAAAUUUCAUUUUGCUUUUCCGCUAUUAGUUAGUACCUUAAGGAAAUUGGAUUUGUUGAUAGAGGGAUAAGAUAAUAUUAAACUGCUAAAUAAAAUAAGUUUUAGACGUA
Drosophila obscura is the source of this 1571-nucleotide messenger RNA. RefSeq lists its product as uncharacterized. Gene Ontology annotation, molecular function: protein phosphatase regulator activity. The record is from RefSeq and is a predicted model, not a curated record. The transcript is spliced from 2 exons. Gene Ontology annotation, cellular component: endoplasmic reticulum; protein phosphatase type 1 complex. Lineage: Eukaryota; Metazoa; Arthropoda; Insecta; Diptera; Drosophilidae. The coding region runs from base 354 to 1271 and encodes 305 amino acids. Gene Ontology annotation, biological process: response to endoplasmic reticulum stress.